Molecule: messenger RNA, 6277 nt
Organism: Ornithorhynchus anatinus (platypus)
Lineage: Eukaryota; Metazoa; Chordata; Mammalia; Monotremata; Ornithorhynchidae
Gene: FAM193B
Product: family with sequence similarity 193 member B
Exons: 11
Coding region: 77-3151 (1024 amino acids)
Cellular component (GO): nucleus; cytoplasm
Source: RefSeq, a predicted model, not a curated record
GCCGCCAUAUUGGCUGUUGUCCUGUCUCCGGAGCGGCGGCGGCGGCGUUGGGGAGCAGCGCCUGAGGGGGCCCAGGAUGACACGGAGGCGGAACAAGGCCGGUGUCGGCGGCGGUGUCGGUGUCGGGGUCCGGCGGGAGCGGGCGUCGGGGCCGCCCCCUCAGCAGCAGCAGCAGCAGCAGCAGCAGCAGCAGCAGGAGCCGCCGCCGCCGCCCCCGCCGCCUCCUCCUGAGGCAUCGGAGCCUCCGAGCCUGGCGGGGGCCGAGGCUCCUGAGGCGGUGGGGCAGGAGGGAGGAGGAGGAGGAGGCGGUGUCGGUGUCCAGCCGGAGCCGGGCAAGGCCCCUCAGGUCCUCCCCACCACCAACCAGUCCGUUCAGACGUGCUGCUUGCUGUGCCACCGGGAGCGCAAGGACUGGGGAGGCCCCUCCCCCAACGGGCUGGUCUCCCCGAGCGAGAGGCUGCCACCCGACUUUGUGCCAACACUCGUGCAGAACCUGCUGGGAGAGAUGCCUCUGUGGAUCUGUCAGAGCUGCCGCAAGAGCGUGGAAGAAGAGGAGCGCAGGGCAGUUCAAGAGCAGGCGCUGGCGGUCUCAUUAUCACACACGUCCUGCAAAUUCCAGUCAUGUGGAAGCGGCUUGCACUCCUCCUCCUCCUCCUCUUCCUCCUCCUCUUCCUCCUCCUCGUCGUCUUCGUCCUCCUCCUCCUCCUCCUGCCAUGGGAACUCAGGAGACUGGGAUCCCAGCUCAUUCCUGUCAGCACACAAACUCUCUGGCCUCUGGAACUCUCAGCACGCCCACGGCCCCCUCCAGGGCAGUUCACUAGGGAGCCCUCCGGCCCCCCCGGCAGGUGACAGACACGCGAGCCUUCCCCUGGCUCCCGAGUGCGUCAGCCAGUCUCCCGCUCCUGGCCCGAAGACCUGCCCCUUCAGCCACACACUCCCCUCCCAGGCCGCUUCUGGCGGCGGAGCUGUGCCCGGCUCUCCUCUGCCUACCUCACUUGAGUUCUGCAAGACGCUGCCCAAGCAGUUCAAGAGCAUGUGCAGACGGCCCACCCCUCCAGGCGAAGCCUUCCACUCCUCGGAACACCACCGGCACGCAGAUCUCGCCGCCCCUCCCAACAGCCCCACCGGCCACCCCGCACCUCCAGCACCGCUGGCCCCCGCUCAUCCUGGGCCCUUCGGCUCUCCACCCCACGGCCACCAGCCGCCCUCCGCCCCGGCGACACCCUUCCCCACGCCCGUCCCCGGCCCACACCCCGCGGCGCCCAAGGCGGCCGCCGAGUCCCCCACCGCCACAGCCGCCACUGCCGCCCCCCCCCACAGCCCGGCGUCAUGUAAGAGCCCUCACCUGCCCUCCGCCAACGUGCCACCGCUUCUCAAGAUGCCCCCACCGCUCUCAGGGUGCAACCACCCCUGCAACGGGCACUGCAGCGGGGCCCUGAUCCCCCAGCCUGCACCCCACCAGCUCCCUGGCACCAACAGGGACCCCGGCUGCAAGGGCCACAAGUUUACAAACGGUACAGGCUGCCACCCGCCGCAGUCCUGCGAGGCGGACGAGGGGCUGGGAGAGGACGAGGACAGCAGCUCGGAGCGUAGCUCCUGCACCUCCUCGUCCACCAAUCAGAAAGACGGGAAGUUCUGUGACUGCUGCUACUGUGAGUUCUUCGGCCACAACGCGCCCCCGGCGGCCCCGACGAGCCGGAACUACGCUGAGAUCCGGGAGAAGCUGCGCUCUCGGCUGACCAAGCGGAAAGAGGAGCUGCCCCAGAAGGCGGGGCAGGUGGGCAGCGCCCCCGGGGAGCCGGCCGUGGACCAUCGGGACGUGGACGAGCUCCUGGACUACAUCAACAGCACCGAGCCCAAGCCCCUCAACAGCGCCAAGGCUGCCAAGCGGGCCCGGCACAAGCUGAAGAAGAAGGAGAAGGAAAAAGCCCAGUUGGAGGCGGAGACCCAGCGCCAGACCGACCCCAGCACCCCCUCCACUGCCCCUGCCCCUGCCCCUGCACCAGCUCCCGCCCCCGCCCCCUCCGGCCCCGCGGCCGCCGAGCCCGCCGGGGAAAAGCUCCUGGAGUGGCCCCAGCUGGAGCUGGAACGGGUCAACAGCUUCCUGACGAGCCGCCUGCAGGAGAUCAAGAACACCAUCAAAGACUCCAUCCGGGCCAGCUUCAGCGUCUACGACCUCAACCUGGACGUCAACGACUUCCCCAAGAAGGCGGCCGUCCUGGAGCAGAAGGCCCUGCUCUCCCACCUCAACGGCUCCUCUGACCUGCAGGAGAUCGGGCUGGACCUGUCCCCCUUGACUCUGGGCCCCCCCGGCAAGAGCCCCCAGGCCCCGCCCUCGCCCGGUGAGCCGGGUCCGCCUCGGGGCGAGGGGGUGCCCCCCGCCGGGGAGAAUGGGGUGGUGAGGCGGCUCAGUGCCGUACCCAGCCUUUCCCGCGUCAUCUGGGUCCAGUCCCCCAAGGCGACCGACCCGGCCCCGGAUGGGCUCGGCCCCAGGGAGGCGGCCCCGGCGGACCGGCCGGAUGUUCCCGACAUCGGGCCCGGAGGCGGGAGGCCCAGGAAGAACAAGAGGCCCAACGGGCAGGCCAGAAGAGGGGAGGCCAGCCCGCUGUCCGGGCAGCAGGCCAAGGUGGAGACCCCCAGCGGGGCCAAGGGGCAGGGGCCGGGCGCCAGGCAGCCGCCCAAGCCCAGCCUGGCCCCAGAGCUCCCCAGGGGCGGGUGCUGCCCGGAACCCGCUGAGGCGACCCGCGGCACCCGGCCGGGGCCCCCUUGGGCCUGCGGCCCCCCAAAGGCUGAGAAGGAGAAAGGCGGCUUGUGGAGACCCCGGAAGAAUGAGGCCCGGGGGGAACCGGAGUCGACAUCGCCGGCGGGUGCUGGGGACCGGGCCCCGGCCAGCUUGGCGCCGGUGACGGCUUUGCCCCCGACCAAGGGCAAGACCCGGAAGAGCCGCAGCAAGUCGGAGAAAUCCGCCACCGCCAUCGACGACGUGUUCCUGCCCAAGGACGUGGACGGAGUGGAGAUGGAUGAGACAGAUCGGGAGGUGGAGUACUUCAAGAGGUUCUGUCUGGACUCUGCCAAGCAGACGCGGCAGAAAGUGGCCGUCAACUGGACCAACUUCACCCUCAAGAAAACCACUUCCAGCGCAGCUCAGUGAGGCCCUGGGCCUCCCCGGCCCCCUUCUCCAGCGCUGCCCGGGCCCGGGGAGGCAUCUGACUCCGCGGACUCAGAAGGGUGGCGGACGGCAUAGCCUUCUGGACCUCCUGUCCCCCGGGGUCUGGGUGGAGGGGGUUCCUCCUUUUGUCCACCUUCAAGUGCAAGCCCGGGGUCUCUCUCCCUCCCUCCGCUGUGAGCCCCCUCCCCCAACUCCCCCACUCUGGUCUGGGAGUCGGCAGGGGGGCAGAGAAAAAGCGAGCAGGGCCUCAGGGUGUCCGGGCUCCUCAAGGGACCCCUGUGACCUUAACCAUUCGGGGCGGUGGCUCAGGCCCCUCCCUCUAGCCCAGCUGCCCCGAUCCACCAGGUUUAGACUGUUUUUCUCCCCGUUUUGUCUUUUUUUACCGUGUUAGUUUUUGAUAAGUGGAGGAGGCCUCCCCCGCCCCACCCCCCCGCCCCCGACAGACCUGAGAGCCGGGAGCUUUGGCCCCCCGUGUUGUACUCACACCGAACCUCCGCCAGGUGUGUAGAAGGACCAUGCUGGACCCAAUAAAGAACUUUUUAAUUUUUUAUUUUAUUUAAAAAAAAAAAAAUCCGUUGUUUCUUACCGGCUUCUCCCCUCCUGCCCGCCCCCUCUCCCUCGGCCUGCUAGAACCCUGAAGACCCAUCGGCCGUUACCUUCCUCCCCUCCUUGGCUCCCGGGCCCAUCCCGGGUACCCCGUCAGUCUGCGGGGACCUGCACUUGCAGGGUCAAUCUAAGGCCUGUUCUCCAGUGCCUCCGCCUUUCCCUUCUGUCCAUCCCUCCCUCCCUCCCUCCCUCCCACCGGCCUGCAUUUUCUCCCUUUCUAUCCUGACCCGGUGCCCUGCUCAAAUUCCCCCGCCCCCUCCCACUCCCACCAAGGGCCAAGAGACCCUUGCGUGACAGAGCCGGUCCAGGGCCGACUGGAGACGAGGGGAGAGAAGUGGUAGCGGGCAGAGACGCCGGGCCCCCAGUUCCGCCUCUUCCAACGCCCCCCCGCGUCGCCGUGGGAUAGCUGGAAAGGUGAAGGGUCCCGGGAAGACAACCUCCCCGCCACCCCCCCACCCCCAGGCACACACACAUGCGUACAGGUGUCCACCCUGCAGCCCCAGCCAGGUUGGCUCGUCCACCCCGCCAACGGCAGCAGCAGCAGCUGCUGUCGGUCUGGGGCCGGGGAGCCGGGCUGGAGACCGGAGGGAGAUUCCGAUCCCGUCCCUUCCGGGGAAACGGACAGGACAAUAGCGCUGUUGUUCAGCCUGGCUCGGGGCCGAGCCUCUCCGUGCCACUCCUCUGUCCGAGACCUCUGUGGCGGCACCCCGGGCCCCCGGGGGAGGCCCACGCGUGCCCAGGGGGUUGAGCAUUGCUCCGCAUUGCUCAGUGGCCUCGGAAGCUUGAGCGGGGCCCCGGCAGGUUGGCCCCGGGGCGGGGCCCGCAUCCGCCCACACCCGCCUUCCCUCUCUCGGAAGAAGCCAGGUCCCCUCCUGGAGAGUAGGCGGCAGGGGCCCCCCCAUCCUCCCCUCCCCCCUGAAUGGGGCCUCUGCCUUCCAGCCCCUCUUGGCUGCUGGCCGGAGCCGCUGGCCUGGCAGAGCAGGGUCUGGAUGCCCCCCGCCCUCACCCAAGGGCCGGGGUUUAGGCCUUUUCUCUUUCCAACUCCCUCCUUCCCCCGCCCCGGCUGCUGGUUCCUCUGUCCCCACUGGGUCACCAGUUGAGCUGGGCACUCUUCUGGACUGGCAGAGCCUCAGGCAGUCCUGGCACCGGGCCACCUGGCAGGCCCUUCCCUCCAUGGGCCACCCUGGGCGGGGCAGCUAUUGAGACUCACACGUGUUCGGGUAGCCCAGGCCAUGAUGGCUCUUCCGGGGACCUUAGAAGCCUCUGCUGAUAACCAAGCUCUGGUCCCAAAAGGCUACCCACUUCUCCCUCCACCUUCUUCCCCAUAGCCCAAGUGUGGUGCAGGGAGAGGGGGAAGUGAAGGGGAGCAGGAGAUCCCAAGGUGGGCUACUGCUACUCCCCGAUUUCCUUUUGCUCCCCCGCCUGUGAGCCUCCAGCCAGGGUCUCCCCUUCCCCUCUCCUUUCCUCCCUCCGAGGUCUCCCCCUCCCCUUUCUGCUGUCUGCCACCCUCAGCCAACUCGACUCUUCCUCCCCUGGGACCCUCCCAGCUGGCCUCCCCCGAAGCCAAGGGGGGAGGUACUAGGUUGCCCCAUUCCUCUGCCUCACUUUCCCUUCCCAAAGCAAAGCUUCUGGCUCUGGGUGCUGCUGGGGGAGGGAGGGAAGGUCAGGACUACCGGGUUGCUUAAGAAGCAAGUCAAGGGGCGGCUAAAUAAGACUCCUUCCAAGCCCCAGAGCAUCCAGAGCAGUCCCGGCCCCCCUGACUAGAGGAAGGCGGCUAGCCCGGGGGGAGUGGAAUCUGAUUCUGUCAGGCCCAGGUCCCUCGGUGGGAGCCUGAGGUCAGCCCUGGAUGCAGGGGACACGGGACUCUCGAACAUUCCCUCGGUGGUACCGGCUCUUGAGGGUUUACGUUUCCCCUCCCUCCCCCCCCAUCUCCACCGGCUUCCGGGUCGAACCUCGAUAUUCCACCCUGCACCUCCCACUUCCUCCUGCAAUCCCGGGAGCAGAAACAGCAGCAGGUGUCUCCCGCCGGCCUGCCUGUUUCCAUGGCGAUGCUGAAGCGGGCAGGGGAGAACGGAGCGUUCCGGGUGCCUGUGGCAACCAGAGAUGGGGAGCAGGAGCGGAGGGUGGUUGGGGGACAGACUCUCCCCUCCUCCCUAAUGGCCAUAGUAGGGAGAACGAAUAUUUGACGGGGACGGUUUCUAUCAGGUCACCCCCAUCCCUCCCUCCUUUGCCCACACUCCUCCCCCAGGCCAACCCAAACCCAGGUUUCUACUGAGCUGUAAUGGAAACUAGACUCCCCCUACCCUCCCCACCCCCCGCCGUGUCAGAAAAGCCGAUUUCUGGUGCUAACCACCGUCUGGACCGUUGACCCCCACGGCCGGGGGGUGGGGGGUCCUCACUGUACCGACCCGGCCCUUUUCUGUGGGGUUUUUUUUAAUUAUGAUUUACUUUUGAUACUGUGAAGGUCUUUCAAUGAGAAAGAUUAAAGGACAUUUGGACACA